Messenger RNA from Haliotis rufescens (red abalone), 4755 nucleotides. Its product is annotated as tetratricopeptide repeat protein 8-like. Gene Ontology annotation, cellular component: ciliary basal body; non-motile cilium; BBSome. The record is from RefSeq and is a predicted model, not a curated record. Lineage: Eukaryota; Metazoa; Mollusca; Gastropoda; Lepetellida; Haliotidae. Bases 39 to 1544 code for a protein of 501 amino acids. Gene Ontology annotation, molecular function: protein binding. Gene Ontology annotation, biological process: non-motile cilium assembly. The transcript has 11 exons.
GACAAUUAAGAAAAAUAGUUUGUUGAUGAAAACAAAUCAUGGAUCCACUAUUUCUUGCAUACAGCUAUUUUAGGCGAAGAAAGUAUCAAAAAUGUGUUGAUAUUUGUACACAACUUCUCGAGAAGAACCCAUAUGAUCAGGCCUCAUGGACGUUGAAGACACGGGCACUCACAGGCCAGGUGUAUGUGGACGAGGUGGAUGUGGAUGAGGAGGGGAUUGCUGAGAUGCUGAUGGAUGACAAUGUUAUAGCAAGUGUUGCUCGUCCAGGGACGUCGCUACGUGGAGUCAAACCAGGCACUGGUCAGGGAGCUCCAAGCCAGGGUGUCAGGCCGAUGAGCCAGUCUGGUCGUCCUCUGAGUGGAUUUGUCCGCCCUGGUACACAAUCAGGUCGACCUGGCACCAUGGAACAGGCCAUUCGAACCCCUCGUACAGCUCACACUGCCAGACCUGUAACAAGUGCAUCGGGAAGAUAUGUCAGACUUGGAACGGCAUCCAUGCUGUCCAAUGCUGAUGGUCCGUUCAUCAACCUGGCCAGACUGAACUUCAACAAGUAUGCAGCAAGACAAAACUUGGCCAAGGCUCUCUUUGAAUAUAUAUUUCAUCAUGAAAAUGAUGUGAGAAAUGCCCUGGAGCUGGCUGCUCUGGCCACGGAGUCCUGUCAGUACAAGGACUGGUGGUGGAAGGUCCAGCUGGCCAAGUGUUACUACAGACUGGGAAUGUAUCGAGAUGCAGAGAAACAGUUGAAAUCAGCCUUGAAGCAGGACGAGAUGGUGGACAGCUUCCUGUACCUGAGCAAGGUGUACGUGAGACUGGAUCAGCCCCUCACUGCGGUGGAGACAUACAAGUCAGCGCUGGAGAAGUUCCCAGGAGAGCCCAGUCUCCUCACCGGCAUCGCCAGGAUUUAUGAAGGUUUGAAUGAGAUGGACAAUGCUGUGAAGUUCUACAAGGAGGUAUUACACUUCGACAACAUGCACGUUGAAGCUGUGGCCUGCAUAGGCACUCACCACUUCUACACAGACCAGCCGGAGGUGGCGCUCAAGUUCUACAGACGUUUACUUCAGAUGGGAGUAUUCAACGCAGAACUGUACAACAACCUCGGCCUGUGCUGUUUCUAUGCUCAGCAAUAUGACAUGACACUCACAUGUUUUGAGCGAGCGCUCUCAUUGGCGGAUGACCAGACUCUCGGUGAUAUUUGGUUCAACAUUGGUCAUGUGGCACUGGGUAUCGGUGACAUGAACCUGGCCUAUCAAAGUUUCCGGAUGGCCCUUGCUAGCAACAACGACCACGCUGAGGCUUAUAACAACCUGGGUGUCCUGGAGCUGAGACGAGGGCAUAUAGAACAGGCCCGGGCUUUCUUCCAAGCAGCGUUUGUUCUGGCCCCCCACAUGUACGAGCCCCACUACAACUUUGCUGCCCUAGCUGACCAGCUUGGUGACCUUCAGAGCAGCUACAACGCCGCCAAGCGAGCCGUGGACGCCUUCGCCAACCACACUGACAGCAAGGAUCUUCUCAAGCAGCUCAAGCAACACUUCUCUCUCCUGUGAUCGAAUCUCUCAUAUGUGAUCAACUCUCCCCUCCUGUAAUGUCUCUCUCCUGUGGAUGGAUGUCUAUCCUGUGAUGUCUCUCUUGUGAUGUCUCUCUCCUGGGAGCGGGUCUCUCUCCUGGGAGCGGAUGUCUCUCCUCUGAGCGGAUGUCUCUCCUGUGAGCGGAUGUCUCUCCUGUGAGUGGAUGUCUCUCCUGUGAGCAGAUGUCUCUCUUGUGAUGUCUCACCUGUGAGCGGAUGUCUCUCCUGGAAGCAGAUGUCUCUCCUGUGAGCAAAUGUCUCUCCUGUGAGUGAAUGUCUCUCCUGUGAGUGGAUGUCUCUCCUGUGAGUGGAUGUCUCUCCUGUAAGCGGGUCUCUCUCCUGGGAGCGGGUCUCUCUCCUGUGAGCGGAUGUCUCUCUUGUGAUAUCUCUCCUGUGAGCGGAUGGCUCUCCUGUGAGCGAAUGUCUCUCCUGUGAGCGGAUGUCUCUCUUGUGAUGUCUCACCUGUGAGCGGAUGUCUCUCCUGUGAGUGGAUGUCUCUCCUGUGAGUGGAUGUCUCUCCUGUGAGCGGGUCUCUCUCCUUGGAGCCGGUCUCUCUCCUGGGAGCGGAUGUCUCUCUUGUGAUGUCUCUCCUGUGGAUGGAUGUCUAUCCUGUGAUGUCUCUCUUGUGAUGUCUCUCUCCUGGGAGCGGGUCUCUCUCCUGGGAGCGGAUGUCUCUCCUCUGAGCGGAUGUCUCUCCUGUGAGCGGAUGUCUCUCCUGUGAGUGGAUGUCUCUCCUGUGAGCAGAUGUCUCUCUUGUGAUGUCUCACCUGUGAGCGGAUGUCUCUCCUGGAAGCAGAUGUCUCUCCUGUGAGCGAAUGUCUCUCCUGUGAGUGAAUGUCUCUCCUGUGAGUGGAUGUCUCUCCUGUGAGUGGAUGUCUCUCCUGUAAGCGGGUCUCUCUCCUGGGAGCGGGUCUCUCUCCUGUGAGCGGAUGUCUCUCUUGUGAUAUCUCUCCUGUGAGCGGAUGUCUCUCCUGUGAGCGAAUGUCUCUCCUGUGAGCGGAUGUCUCUCUUGUGAUGUCUCACCUGUGAGCGGAUGUCUCUCCUGUGAGUGGAUGUCUCUCCUGUGAGUGGAUGUCUCUCCUGUGAGCGGGUCUCUCUCCUUGGAGCCGGUCUCUCUCCUGGGAGCGGAUGUCUCUCUUGUGAUGUCUCUCCUGUGAGUGGAUGUCUCUCCUGUGAGCGGGUCUCUCUCCUUGGAGCCGGUCUCUCUCCUGGGAGCGGAUGUCUCUCUUGUGAUGUCUCUCCUCUGAGUGGAUGUCUCUCCUGGGAACGGGUCUCUCUCCUGGGAACGGAUGUCUCUCUUGUGAUGUCUCUUCUGUGAGUGGAUGUCUCUCCUGGGAGCGGGUCUCUCUCCUGGGAACGGAUGUCUCUCUUGUGAUAUCUCUCCUGUGAGCGGAUAUCUCUCCUGGGAGCGGGUCUCUCGCCUGGGAGCGGAUGUCUCUCUUGUGAUGUCUCUCCUGUGAAUGGAUGUCUCUCCUGUGAGCGGAUGUCUCUCCUGUGAGCGGAUGUCUCUCCUGUGAGCGGAUGUCUCUCCUGUGAGUGGAUGUCUCUCCUUUGAUGUCUCUCUCCUGGUAGCUGAUGUACCUCGAUCGCUAAAUGUCUCAAGCUGAAACGUAAUGGCUCAAUUUGACAGUUUAGACUACUGAUUCACACAGUCUUAGUAUUCAUUGUGCACAUGAGCCCUGUGAGUAAGGUGUUUGGGUUUGUUUCCAGGGUUUGGUACAAUUUUAAAAAUUAGAUGGAUUGCUUACUGUGACUAACACUUGUAACAGUGGCUGCUCAGUGAGCCCUGCACUGGUCACAAUGACUUCUGGACUAUCAAGCUUAGACUGGUCUCAACUGUGUCCAAGAUUAGUCUGACACUGUGAUGGGGGACCAGGAUCGGCUACUCACUCUUGGACCUCUGUGAUGUAGUAUGUCUCACACAGCAGGGACCCAAGCUGACCCCAUCUGACACUGAUUCAUUGUGCUAGAUUACACCUGGCAGUCUAGGACUUCAACACAUCUCACUGAAUACAAUAUGUCUUACUUACUUGACUUCUCCUACUAGUGGUUGGUUUGUCUUUCACAUACAGUUAACUGCGGUUAUAACGAAUUUUCACUGUGCAUGAAAACUUUUUUUUAUUAUUUUUAAUCUAAAAAUUUUUUAAAUCCGUACCAUUCAGCUUGGUAAAAUGGAUAUCGCACUAACAAAAUAGUAAGUUUCAUUAAUAUUUGUCAGAACUACUUUGGGUCCAAAUGAAAUUUCCAGGCAGCGACUACUCAAUAACAUCACAAAUAAGCAAAACACAUAAUGUGUAUCACCUAAAGAUACACUUUCAGGAAAUUCUGGAAAAAUAUUUUGACUCUGUUACCAAAUGUGUUUUUUCCACAUUUUGCUGUUGAAGUGCAUAGGAUGGGUGGGCAGAUGGGUAAAGUGUUUUCUCUUCACGCCGAGCACCCAGGUUCAAUUUUCUUUCAUGGAUACACUGUGUCCGGCGCCAAGGUGAGCUGGCUACAGUAUUUCUGGAUGAAGCACAUUUUGGCGUCUCUUCAGGCAAGUGACUUUGUUAGAAAUUUGUCUCUGUUCACCCAGCUAUGAAUGGGUACCCGGUAGGAUGAGGUGGCAAUGGUUAACCUGCUAGUGCCUCAUGGGCAGCUUGGGUUGUAUACUCCCCAGGAAGCUGAGAAUGAAAAUAGUGUGCACACUGAUUCAUUGACUGGGGUAAUAAUGUCGCAAAAGAGCAUGAUUUAGGGCGCAGAUUUGGUGCGUUAUAAAUACCGUAUUCAUAUUAAUAAUGAUUAAAUAUGUGCAUUAUUAUUAUGGCAUAGUAUCCAGCUUCACUCCUUCAGUGCAGUGGUUAAAGCAUUUGUUUGUCACGUGGAAGACCCGGGUUUGAUUCCCGACAUGGGUACAAUGUGUGAAGCCCAUUUCUGGUGUCCCCUGCCGUGAUAUUGCUGGAAUAUUGCUAAAAGUGGCAUAAAACCAUAAUCACUCACUCACUCACUCACUCACUGCUGUAGGUGAAAUGUGGUAUGAGGUAUCUGUGUCCUAUGAUAGUAUCAUAAACUGAGCCAUUCAGUCUUCUCCGCAAUCAUACAUUCCUGUAACCUCCGUCCAAUGGCAAUACAUCAUUGUCUGUUCGUGAAAUACUGUCUGUGAUAUGUUUAUAUGAAAUGAAAGCUAUUAGAAAUAAAAACUUUUGAAAUAGAUA